Molecule: messenger RNA, 5792 nt
Organism: Cavia porcellus (domestic guinea pig)
Lineage: Eukaryota; Metazoa; Chordata; Mammalia; Rodentia; Caviidae
Product: NBAS subunit of NRZ tethering complex-like
Exons: 11
Coding region: 593-1747 (384 amino acids)
Biological process (GO): retrograde vesicle-mediated transport, Golgi to endoplasmic reticulum
Cellular component (GO): Dsl1/NZR complex
Molecular function (GO): SNARE binding
Source: RefSeq, a predicted model, not a curated record
GCCCGCAGCAGCGCCUGUCCGCGGCGCCUCGGAGGAGGGGGAGGGGAGCGGCCCUUUAGCCUAGCUCGCCCCCGCACCGGAGGCGACCACCCGGGUUGGAGCGGCGUGGGGCGCGCGUCGCGCCGGACGCAGCGCGUGAGAGCGUGCGCCUGCGCGUGGGCGACAGGGAAAAGGCGAGCACGCCCCCGCCCCCGGCUGCGGUCGCCCAGCUUGUGGCGGUCUCUUUCCUCCGUCCGGGCGUGGACUGAAGAACGCCCUCUCUCUGGUCUCCUCCCGCUCACCCCCUCAGGAAGGAGGCGCCCCAGAGUCUCCACUUCAGCCCGAAGAACCCUGAGGGGCAGCGGAGCCUGCAGCAGGGGAGCGGCUGAGGAGCGCGAGCGUGGGGGCUAGAGUUUCCCGUGUCCCGCCCCCGCCGCCGUCUUUCCCUGCCUCGCUGGGCGAAGCUGGCAGCGGAGCGGGGUCCCGUGGCCCUGAGCGCCUCUGGCUUCUGAGCUGCCCUUGCGGCUGCCGCUGCAAGUUGCCUCUCGGACACCCCGGCCGCCGAAGUCCGCAGUGCUCCGAAGACAAGUACGUGACAAGUGCCUACCAGUGGAUGGUGCCCUUCCUGCAUCGCUGUGAGAAGCACUCUCCUGGCGCGGCCAGUGAGCUGCUACGAGAGUACUUAGUGACCUUGGCUAAGGGAGACUUGAGGCUUCCCCUGAAGAUAUUUCAGCAUUCCAAGCCAGAUCUCCAACAAAAAAUUAUCCCCGAUCAGGACCAGCUGAUGGCCACGGUGCUUGAGUGCAUCUACAGCUGCGGGCCCAGCAACCAGCUCCCCCUCUGCUAUGGCAUCCUGGAUUGCCUUCCACAGAGAGGGCCUGGCCCUGCUCCUUUUUUACUCCCUGAUGGCCUGGUUUGCUUGGUGAAUAGACAGAUAAGCUGGCAUUUGGUCCUUGCAAGCAACGGGAAGCUGCUGGCUGCUGUUCAGGACCAGUGUGUGGAGAUCAGGUCUGCAAAAGAUGAUUUUACGUCUGUUAUUGGGAAAUGUCAAGUUCCGAAAGACCCCAAGCCCCAGUGGAGACGGGUGGCGUGGAGCUAUGAUUGUACGCUGCUGGCCUACGCAGAGAGCAUGGGCACUGUGCGGGUGUUCGACCUCAUGGGAAGCGAGCUGUUUGUCAUUGCCCCGGCAUCGAGUUUUGCUGGUGAUUUGAGCUGUGCCAUCCCCGGGUUGAUAUUUUUAGAAUACAAAGCCAGUGCGCAGUGGUUAGCAGAACUCUUGGUCAUCAAUUACCGAGGAGAACUCAGAAGUUACCUUGUCAGUGUUGAAACAAAUCAGAGCUACCAAGAGAGUCACAGUUUCAGCUUCAGUAGUCAUUAUCCUCAUGGAAUCAGUACUGCGAUUUACCACCCUGCUCACAGUUUCCUGGGACGUCUGAAGACAGAAAGGCUGUGCAAGGGACCAGGUGGGCUGGGGACUUCAAGUGCCGUGGGGAAACUGAUCCCGCUAGAGCAAAGUCUCCGUGACCAGAUUCUGCCCAAAGGUUUAGCCGAGGAAUUCUGGGAUAUCACAACUCAAGAGGCACCCAUGCAGGACCCAAGGCUCUUGCCAAAUCCCAGCAGUGGUGACGAUCAGAUCCCUAUUAGACCCUACGAGAUCCUGUGCUUCUUUGCACUCAUGAAGAUGGAUGGUUAUAGACUGUGGGUUCCAGAGCCCUGGACAUGUGUGCUUUGGGGUGAGGAGUGGUUAAUAUGCAAAUUUCAUUGGUAAAUAAUUUUAAACUUUAAGCACAUGCAGAAUUUUAUGUAGCAGAAUUCAGACAUUAAACACCUUUUCUCAGAUAAAACAGACAUUUGAAAGAAACUUUCUCCUGGUCCUCAGACCUAGCUUCCCAUGGAGGCAUCUUGAUAACAAGUUGGAGAACCACGUCAAGUGGCAGCUAUGAUGUGGCCAAGAUCAGUGGUCCCACAGCUGUCUUUGGGGAUGCAGACAGGGAAACUGCCCAUCAUCAAGGGCUUUAUCACCCAGUCAGUGCUUGUCCCACAAACACAGCAUGCUUCCAGUUCUGCUCAUUUCAAAAGCUGCCGGGUUCGGGACCCCACUCCUUCUACGUGUGAGGUUCUCCUCCUGUUCCCUCAUCUUCCCUGGUCUCAAAAGCAGCUCAGGACAUCCCCCACUUUUUCUCCUUUGCCCACAGGAUCCAGUCUUUACAUCCCAAUCACCUCCUCUGCAGUCAACAAUCCCCCAAGGCCGCCUCUCCCCCCAGAGGGCCAACCAUUGUCUUCCAUCACCUAGACUAGAACAAUGGCCUCCAAGCACCCCUCUCCUGCUUUCCCCACCUCGAUACCCCUGCUGUCUCACCCAAGCCAUGCACAUCCAUGCCUGUUUGAGAUCGCUGGCUCCGCCCAAACCGAGCUUCACAAAAGGGCCUUUGUAUGUGGUGUGAAAGAGCAGUUCCAGCCUCCUCCCCGAGGGCUCUUCUAUGGUUCUUAUUCCACCUUGUCCUUCUCCAACCACUCUGCCUCCCGGGGCCCCCAGUUUACACCACAUUCCUCUGCCUAGAAUGAAUCUCACACUUUCUCUGUCUGAUGAGAUCCUCUAUUCCCCAAAGCCCACUUUAAAUAUCACCAACAAGGAAACCACCUGUGCACCUCCUGGGUGAUGUGACCUCUUUCUUUCCCUCUUGGCCUCAAGACCACAUGUCUCGUACCCGCCUAUCUUACUGCCCUUUGCCACCAUGUCCCGGGGGCUUGAUUAUUCACAAACAAGGGUCACUGCCACAUACUGUUUUAAGACCAGAGUCUAACCCUUCAUAGUUCUUUGAAUGCAAGUACGAAUGAAUGAUAUAUAGCUUUUCUGCUCAGCCUUCUGUUUAAUGUCAUACAGGAGUCUUAUCUGGGGAGACAUGGAGUGAGGGACCAUUAACCCCCUUUUCUGCGAUGGGAAAGCCCACACCUUUGUUCAGGGGAAUAUUGAGAACCUCUGUCCUGCAUGGAGCCCUGGGUUUGGCCUCUGGAUUUUUACAUCCAAAUGGCAGCACCAGUGGUGGGAUAGGCAUCAGAUACAUUUCUGGGCAAGAAUUCAAGACAGGACAAGACAGAUAUCUUUAGUCUCACUAAAAUUAAGUUUUUAUAGUUUGGAAAUGCUGUGAAUAGAUUCCCUGCAUGUGAGAGCACAGAGCUAGACAUCCAAGUGACCGUGGUGAGAAUUGUGUGUGCUGGUAUCUUUUAGGUCUCUGAUACUCAUAUCAACACAAUCAAAUGUCAUCUUCCAUGGGAAUACAGACAUAUCUGGUGUGUGUCCUGUCCUCUUACCCAAACUGUAGUGUGAGCAUACUUUUCCCUACACUGGGUUAACUUGAAAACUUAAUGCUGACCUUUACGUAUGGGAGAAUUUUAAUAAAUACUUAAUGAUCAAGAAGAGCCCACUGUAGACAUGGACACCUAUAUAUAAAUCAUUUUUCUCAUACUUUGCCUACAGCGCUCACUUAAAAAGUAGAAAGAGAUGCAGCCAAUCAGAUUUUGCAAACAAGGUAGUGCUCUAUGCCUGUGUGGAUCCCCAAAUGGAUUUUGCUUUUGGCCCUGCCAGAGGCAGGGGGUAGAUUAGUUAACUCCUGCAGGGAUCUUGUAGUGCUGUGCUUUCCCUGGACAUUUUCUCCCUGGGAGAAUCUGUGUACUGGACGAUGGGACCAAAUGCAGAGGCAUCACUGUGGAUUGCACCUGGCAUCAAGGACCCACUCUGGUGAAUCUUAAGUAUGCUAAUACGGAUAAUUUAAACCUUAUAAAUAGCUCUCCAUUGUGUGCUUCUUGCCCAAGGGGGUCUUUUGGUUGCAGUGCGGUACAAUCUUCCGUUUGCAACUUAAAAAGGGAAACAGAAUAUGAGAAGUAUAAAAUUUUAUGUGGCAUUUUCUCUGGUAAGUUGUACCCUUUGAAAGAGCCGGUAGUAAGUCAGGGGAGACAGAGCUGUAAAGGAGGCACCCUGAGGUCGUUCCAGCUCUCGGUGGGGUCACCCUUAUUAAAUGGGGGAAGGGGUGGUAGAUUAAAAAAUCAAAAAUUCCAAGUUCUUUCACCCGAGAUGGGAAGCCUGCUUGUGCCAUGAUAGUCACAUUAAAUCUGCACUGAUCAGCCAGCAAAAUUUGGUGGAUGACACUACAGAAUCAAUGAGCUGGGCAAAAACAUAACAUGCUGCCCUCUUUAUCACCUAGAAGCAAGCAGAAACAUAAUUGGGCUUUCAGACCCAGCUUAAUAAUCAUUCGCUCAUCGCUUGUUAUCUUUUUAAGUAUAUGUCUUCAUUACGUUCUGUACCAAGUGCCCAAAUUAUGAGAGAGGUUAUGCAGGUUUAGAAUUUUCCUUAAAGGUAUAGUGCUUGCUACAGAAGUUUCACACCCAAAAGUCCUGGGUCCUGUGAUCAACAACCUUGGAGAGCCUUUUCCCAUAAAUUCAGGAAGGCAUCUGUCUGGACAUCACACUAUUACCAAAUUCAGAAAUUUUUAGGAGAAAAAUUUGAGCAGUUUACUAUAGAUAUACAUAUGUGCAUAUUUUUUUUGAGAAAAGCAUUCACUAUGUCUUCUAGGCUGGCCUUGAACUCACUGUGUAAUCCAGGCUCUUAAACUCACAGUGAUCUUCCUGCCUCAGCCUCCUGAGUAUUGGGAUUACACAUGUAUCACCAUGCCCAGGAACUUACUGCAUUUUUAAUUGGAAAUUCACUUCAUGUUUAUCAGAAAAUAAAAAUCUACAAGAAUUUUUGUUGAAAUAUGAACAGGAAGGCAGAACAGCAGUGUUUAAAAUUAUAGGUUCUACACUCAGACUCUGUUCAUUUAAACCAAGACUGAUUCACGAAGGAUGUGGCCACCGGUUCUCUGAGCCUCAGCCUCCCUGUCUGUAAAAUGAGAUCAUAGUACCAACCUUCUAGAGUGCUUGAGAAAAUCAAAUGGAUAAAAGUAAUUAGAGUUCUUCACCACAGCAAGCUUUUGCUCCAUAUUUGAUAUUAUUAUUUUAAAUACAUGAGGUUAGUGGGCUCAGGAGGUUAACUCCCAAACCAGUGGUUUAUUGGUCUUAAAUUCCUAGAGAAUUGACAAAGUAUUAAACAAACCUCCAUACAGAGGACUCAAAUGAAAAGAAUACCAUUGCUUCUAAAAUUAAUUUAAAUGUCCUGAGAAUACAUCAUUUCUCUGAACUUAAUGUUUUUAAACAAAUAUGUAUACAUGUAUUUAAUUCAUCAGUUUUGCCAAAAAUCAUGUAUACGGUGUGACUUCUUUGUCCUUGUGAUCACUGUGAGAGGAACCCUGGGAAAAUUGUCACCCUCUCUGAGGUGGGUGUGGCUUCGCAUCUUUGAUGCAGCCCAGUGACCAACUGGCAGCCAAUUUGGAAGCCCAGAGUUGCUUCUCUUUCCUGGGCUUUGACUCAGCUUUAAAUGGGCAGACUCAACUCUGAAGUGUGGCUGAAAAAUACGUGAACUCUUGAAUGUUUAAAAAUGCAUUGCAGUAAAAGACACAGUGUCACAUUAAUCAGCCUCAAAAUCCCCCCUCACUUCCAACAUGCUGGUCCCAUCAUCCUUGCCGCUGUCCAAAGCAGUUCUGGAAGUGCUCUUUCUUUUGGGCUUUUCGUCACACUGCUGUGGCUGUCUCCCAGCCCUGGGUAAAUUACAAACAUUUACCUUUCAGUUUCACUUUGGUUUUGGGGAAGACCCACAAGUCAUGAGGUGCAGAUCCAGUGAAUCAGGUGGACAAGGAUGCACGUCGUAAUGUUUUCACAAGCGUGCCUUCCCGUUGAUGACGCUGGGUAACAGCAUGCACUGUUUUUUUUUUUUUUUUUUU